This is a messenger RNA of Fusarium odoratissimum NRRL 54006, 1072 nucleotides long. RefSeq lists its product as uncharacterized. The record is from RefSeq and is a predicted model, not a curated record. Bases 1 to 1068 code for a protein of 355 amino acids. The transcript is spliced from 4 exons. Lineage: Eukaryota; Fungi; Ascomycota; Sordariomycetes; Hypocreales; Nectriaceae. Gene Ontology annotation, molecular function: oxidoreductase activity, acting on the CH-OH group of donors, NAD or NADP as acceptor.
AUGGCCCCUCUCGAUAACCCCGCUAUCCCUAAAGGCUCUCUAGUCCUCGUGACCGGAGUCAAUGGCCUUCUUGGUUCCCAUGUCGCCAAACAAUUCCUCGAGUAUGGCUACAAGGUUCGCGGAACUGUUCGUGACGUCGAGAAGAAUGCGUGGCUCACGGCUGCAUUUGACAAACAAUAUGGCCAAGGAAACUUUGAGCUUGUUGCGGUGGCAGACUUGACAGAUGAGAAGGCUUUGACUGAGGCAGCCAAAGGGGCCGCUGUCAUUGCGCAUACUGCGUCAAUUAUGUCUAUGGACCCUGAUCCUAAUAAUGUUAUUCCUGGCGUCAUUAGCUUCGCCGUCGCGGCAAUCAAGGCCGCUUAUGCAGAGUCCAGCGUGAAGCGAUUCGUCUUCACCUCAUCAUCUUCUGCCGCCGUCGUCUCUCAGCGCGAUGUCCCCGGUGUCAAGGUGACUGAAGAGAGCUGGUCUGAAGAUGCGAUCAAGAAGGCGUGGGCUGAUCCUCCUUACACCCCCGACCGACGUGGUGCUGUGUAUGCGGCAAGCAAAGCCCAGGCAGAACAGGCUAUCUGGAAGUAUCACAAGGAACACCGAAGCGAGAAGCCUGAAUUGGUCGUUAACACCGUCCUUCCCAACUUCAACUGGGGAAGUUCUAUUGAUCCCGUGAACCAGGGAUACCCUAGUAGCUCUGGCCUCCCAGUGCUUCUCUUCAAGGGACAAGUAACACCAUUCCACAGCUCUAUCGUCCCUCAAUAUUACAUUGAUGUCGAGGACACAGGCCGGCUUCAUGUUGCAGCUGCCAUCUUCGAUCAUGUCAAGGAACAGCGUAUUUUUGGCUUCGCCGGUCGCUUCAGCUGGGACGCUAUCCUCGAUAUUCUCAGAAAGAACUUUCCCAACAGGACAUUCCCCGAGAACUUCUCAGGUGGAGAGGACCCUAACGAGAUCGAGCCAAGAGACAAGGCUGAGCAGCUUCUUAAGGAUCUAGGCCGACCUGGUUGGACAAGCUUGGAGGAGUCUAUUCUGUCUAAUGUUGAAGCUGUUGCAAAGGCGGAGGAGGAUCCUAAGCUUUAGGACU